Molecule: messenger RNA, 222 nt
Organism: Striga hermonthica
Lineage: Eukaryota; Viridiplantae; Streptophyta; Magnoliopsida; Lamiales; Orobanchaceae
Source: the annotation of a GenBank genome assembly
AUGGCGACCGAAAAACCUAAACCCGCAACAGAUGGAGCCAAGAUCGAUCUUUUCGAAGACGAUGACGAGUUCGAGGAGUUCGAAAUCGAUCAAGAGUGGGAUGACAAAGAAGGAAAAGAAAUAACUCAGCAAUGGGAAGAUGACUGGGAUGAUGAUGAUGUCAAUGAUGACUUCUCCCUUCAGCUCAGGAGGGAACUCGAAAGCAAUGCCGAGAAGAAAUGA